Panicum virgatum (switchgrass) is the source of this 1030-nucleotide messenger RNA. RefSeq names its product general transcription factor 3C polypeptide 6-like. Gene Ontology annotation, cellular component: transcription factor TFIIIC complex. The coding region runs from base 337 to 753 and encodes 138 amino acids. The transcript has 5 exons. The record is from RefSeq and is a predicted model, not a curated record. NCBI's taxonomy places the organism in Eukaryota, Viridiplantae, Streptophyta, Magnoliopsida, Poales, Poaceae. Gene Ontology annotation, biological process: transcription by RNA polymerase III.
UCGGAAUACUUGCCUGCCGAGCCUAGCCACACCGUCCGCGGCGGUUCCACGCCCGCUGCCCAAGCCUGCGGAGCCAAUCUCCCCACCACUCCCGAAACCCGGGCACCUCCACGAUACCGGCCAGCCGCCGCAGGCAGGAGAGGGGCCCACGCCCACCGUCCGCUACCUAUCCUUGCCCUGUGCCCCUGCUCGACGAAUCCAUCUACUCGCCUCACUCGGUCGCCGCCAGCCGCUCCCCGCCUCCGCCUGGCAGCCGUCGGGGUGUUAGCAGGUUGCUCGUCUAGAGUCCGACCUGAUCAAUACAACUCAACAGCUGUGUUGGUGGUCCAAUUGGAGAUGUCAGGAACACAUGAUAAAGAUAAGAAGAUUGAAGAGGAAGAGGAGGCGGAAGAAGAAGAGUACGUCUUGCUAGAGUUGGAUCAUUGUCUUUAUUCAGACAUAUUGCCAGGCACUCCGUUUGCACUCUCUGGUCUGGAUACACUCACUCCCACCCUGACAGUAGGUGAUGGUCUCAAGAUGAUUGGAGAAUACGAAGAAACUGUUGGCACAUGCUAUUUAUACUCUGAAAGUGAAGCUGAACCAAAACCUCAUAGUGAUGAGACUGCACCUUCCAAUAUAACCACAGAAAAACCAGUCAGCAACAGCAAGGAAGCUCUGUCGAAGGAGGUGAACCAUCUCGCCAGCGUUCAAAAGAUCCUCAAGUUUCGGCCAAUCAACGCAGAAGCACCCGCAGCACAGAGCACAUCAAGAUAAGGACAAGGAAAUCUGCAACAGAAACAUGUAGCUGCCAUGUUCUUCAACGCCUUCAGUGUCCAGUAAGGAAAUCUGCAACAAAAACAUGAGCAUCUUCAAGAGUUUCUAAUAUUUUUUUCCCAAAACUUCUUGUUUGCCAACUCCCCAAAUAGGUAUAGGGAGGCAAAAAAGAGUCUAUCUCCAAUAGUUUUCUAUUUUUACUCCAAAAAAUGAGAAGUUGUGGCCCCACAAGAAUAAUUUCACGAGAAACUUCCAUAGCUGACGGGCAUGGCUGGCA